Messenger RNA from Cuscuta europaea, 2045 nucleotides. NCBI's taxonomy places the organism in Eukaryota, Viridiplantae, Streptophyta, Magnoliopsida, Solanales, Convolvulaceae. The record is from the annotation of a GenBank genome assembly.
AAUUUACUUCAUGAUGAUUAUUUCAAUGUCACCUUAUUCGUCCCUUUUCCCAAAUCACUCCGCACGCUUUCUAUCCCCUCCAAAACCCCCUCCCAUUUGUCAAAGAGCAGCUCGUAUAACCGCCGCUAUUGCCACCAUGAACUCCUCCGGCGACAAACAGCAAUGUAGGAAGAAGAAAAAAGCAUUGACGCCAGAGACGCAGUUCCGUUUAACCCUCGACCAGUGUUCCAAAAACAAAGACCUUAAAGCCGCAAUCUCCCUCUACGACUCCGCCGUCUCCAAACCAUCCUCAAUCCGCAUGUCCAACCAUCACUUCAACUCAUUCCUAUAUAUCUGCUCCAAUUCUGUGUCCAACCCGGAAACCAAGCAAUCCUCAAUCGAAUUUGGUCUCCGUGUAUACGAGAACAUGGUUUCCGGCGGCACUAGCCCCAACGAGGCUACUGCCACCUCCGUUGCUCGGCUGGUCGCCGCCAAUAACGACGGUGACACUGCGUUCGAGCUUGCAAAGGGCGUUGGGAAUGGAGGGAAGCUCAGGACAUAUGGACCGGCCCUCUUUUGCUUUUGUAGGAAUGGAGACGCUGAUAAGGCUUAUCAAGUGGAGGAGCAGAUGGAAACUAUCGGCCUUCAACUCGAGGAGCCUGAGCUUUGCGCCUUGUUUAAGGUGAGUGUGGAGAAAGGGAAUCAAGCAAAUGUUUAUAAUUAUUUACACAAGUUGAGAAAGGCUGUGAGGGGAGUGAGUGAGAUGACAGCAGAGAUCAUAGAGGGCUGGUUUAGAGGGGAAGUUGCAUCUAUGUCAGGUUUACUGAAAUGGGAUGCAAACCAGGUGAAAGAAAUGCUGGUAAUGAAUGGAGGUGGGUGGCAUGGACUUGGAUGGCUCGGGAAGGGUAAUUGGACCGUGCAGAGAACAAGUAUUGCUUCCGAUGGACAGUGCCUCACUUGUUCAGAGCAGUUGGUUUGUGUUGAUAUUGCCAGGGAAGAAACAGAGGCAUUUGCUUAUUCUGUUGCAUCCUUAGCUAUGGAAAGGGAAUCACAGUCAAACUUUAAGGAGUUUCAGGAUUGGCUGGAAAGCCAUUCUGAAUUUGAAGCUGUAGUGGAUGGAGCAAAUAUUGGGCUCUAUCAACAAAACUUUGCCGAGGGCGGGUUUAGUGCUUCCCAGAGCAGCUUAUUGCAGUUGUUAAUCAUUUGCAUAAUAGGAGUAAUAAAUGGCCCCUUGUUGUCUUGCACAAAAAACGUGUCCGGGCACUCCUUGAGAGUUCUAACCACAGAGAGCUAAUUGAGAAAUGGAUAAAUGAAGGAGUUCUCUACCCUACACCUUAUGGAUCAAAUGAUGAUUGGUACUGGCUUUUUGCUGCUGUGAAACUCAAGUGUUUUCUUGUGACAAAUGAUGAAAUGAGAGAUCACAUUUUUGAGCUUUUUGGUAGCAAUUUCUUUAUCAGAUGGAAAGAAAGACAUCAGGUAAGGUACACAUUUGUGAAAGGCAACCCAAGUCUUUCCUUGCCGCCCUCCUUUUCCAUUGUGAUUCAGGAAUCUGAGAAAGGAUCCUGGCAUGUACCCCUGGCAAGUGAAACUGUGAACGAGUCUUCUUCGGCAUGGCUGUGCAUUACGAGACCAUACUGCAAAGACUUGAAUGAAAAGGUACACAAAAAUCAGAAUUCUGAUUCAAAGCAGAAUUCUGAUGCUUGCAACGGCAUUAGUAAUAGCCCAGUGUUAAUAGCCGGUAAGAGGAAAGACCGGUCUUGAUCUUUGUCGAUCUUUCUGCAACAUCUCAAUUAUUGAAAUCACCAAAGUUUACAUAACUUUAGUUCGAAACUCUCAUAAAGAAUCGUCUAAAUGCUCACACAAGUUGAUGUUUGUGUGGGUUUCUAGAUACAUUUCGACAGAUAUUUUGUGUAAAUAAUUUAAUUCAUCAUUUGAGUAAAUUUUUAAUAUUUCAUACACAUAUAGUGACAUAAUACGCAGCAUAAAGUAGCUUCUCUCGUCAAACAUUUAGUAUUUGUUUGAUGUCAUGUGUACUUUAUUAAAUUUGACUAAUGUCUGAACUUCGA